Messenger RNA from Serpula lacrymans var. lacrymans S7.9, 498 nucleotides. RefSeq lists its product as uncharacterized. The coding region runs from base 1 to 498 and encodes 165 amino acids. The record is from RefSeq and is a predicted model, not a curated record. Lineage: Eukaryota; Fungi; Basidiomycota; Agaricomycetes; Boletales; Serpulaceae. The transcript is spliced from 2 exons.
AUGAGUAAUAUGAUUGUGGAAAAUGAGUGCAAAGAUGCACGGGACUUAUCUGAAUCACAACGUGUAGGACAGAAUUCAUCUCACAGUAACAAAAAUACAAUACCCCAAGAAGUUGUUGAUGACAUUGAGGUCCUACAAGUGGCGUCUCUUCAAUUGUCUUUUGAAGCUAUUGCAGCAUUAGAGAGUGUUCCAUCUACAACAAAGAAGGAUGAAAAUGUUAAAACAACAGAUGCAGUUCCCUACUCUCCUCCCACGCCCGCAACUGCCCAUAAUCUCAUGACUAUUUGUCAGCAAGCACAAUUAAUGAAAGACAUUAAAAAGUGUAAAAGACCACGUCCUACCGAAGAUUGCCAAACUCUUCAGAGUGCCAAGCACGCCCGCACUGAUGUAGGUCCUCACACAUCAUUGAACACAGUCGCUCUUGACCAGCUUUCUGGUGUUGGCCCCAUGUCCUUUCUCUCCUCCCACCCACGUACACCUAUCAGCAUUCUACACUAA